Molecule: messenger RNA, 1560 nt
Organism: Penicillium bovifimosum
Lineage: Eukaryota; Fungi; Ascomycota; Eurotiomycetes; Eurotiales; Aspergillaceae
Exons: 6
Coding region: 1-1560 (519 amino acids)
Source: RefSeq, a predicted model, not a curated record
AUGGCUCUGCGCACGUCGGCCAAGAAUGCUGAGGAUGUGGCAGCUGCUUUUACUCAGUUUAGAGACCCUAUUCCAGAGCACGCUGCCGAGGUGACAGCCCUCAUUGCCGACUUGUUCGCGAUCAGUUCGUCAUUGUCUGCACUGGAAGCUCUAAACAGCAAUUUUCGCUAUAGGCGCGAUGUUGCUUUAAUUCAACCGGAUCUGAACCUGCUGCUAGCCAGUCUCAAAUAUACCCUCGAAGAUAUUGUCGACUAUUUCCAGGUUCUUGAUCCGGGGAAAUCCCUUCCCGGGGAUUACAUGCGCACAUGGCUGGAUCUGAACAGGUUCUUCUGGGACGAAUCACGCUACUCGCUGGCGACUCGCUUCGCUAAGUAUAAGGCGAUGCUUAGAGAACUAAAUGGCUUGGCAACCAAUAAUUACCACGAUCCCCGGGCCUUUGCAAGCCUGCAGGAGAAUAUGAAGACCUUGCUCUCCAUACAAGAUAACCGGCUUGCUUCUCGUCUGGGACGCAUGAACCUCGGCCGGACUCCAUCAAACAGCAGCAGCAGCGCGGGUCCACCCUCCAGCCCUAUCAGUGACCGACGACCAGGGCGACGAAGGUCAUACGAGCGCACUCGCCCAGGCAAACGGCCUCCAACAGGGCCCAUGUCGUCUUCUUCAGCCACCACAUUCUCAGACACUCCACCUUCAGUCCCGGAACCACCGAGUUCGCCGCGGACUUCCGCAACCGCUGGAAGUGCGCGUUCGGGUGUCUCAGAUGUGAUUCGCGACCAUUGGUGCAAGGAAGUCUUUAGAACUAACACUACCAGCACUCCUCUCCGAAGCGUGGACGCCAUGAACGACGUGAGCGAAAUGACAGUGUCCUUUUGGCUACACCCAAUGAAUCACCGCGCACGCAUCCUUUGCAAGGUACCGGACCGAAGCAGGGUCAUCCAUGCCGAAGAUCCUCGUCGCAGGAGGUAUCCUAGUGACUAUUACUGCUUGCCGCUCAAUAUGCUCGAAUUAAUGCGAGACCCCUCCGGUUCUUGUUUGCGGUUAUGCCGACGACGUGAUGGCGGAAGAGAGCUUGUCCUAUGGACACUCUUGAGAUUCUCAACGUUGGAAAACUUGGUAUUCUUCCAUGGCACAUUCCUUGCAUUACGCUCCCAGGAUGCAGGUGUUGAAUUCACAAAGAUCCUAGACUACCAUUUGGAUCAAGAGAAGGAACUAUUUGGCGGCAAAAUCACGGACGACGGAUACAAGCACGCGCUGCGCGUAUACCGAGACCGGGUGACAGGUGCCGUGAGACUGCAGGCAUCGGUUCUCGAUGGCGAGAUGAAACGAACACCAGUAUGGAUCGCGUUCAUCACCCACAACCUCCACAAACCAAAUUGGUUCAAACACCCUGACCGCAGGACCUUCGUUUUGCGGGAUACUUGGCCUGUUGUGUUCAUGGAUGCGGAUGCUUAUGCCCUUCCGCAGACCCAGGGAUGUCCCACUCUGACAUUCACAGAAUCUGAGGACGCUAAGGCGUUUCUAAUGCUUCUGGACAAACUGGCGGAACCUGACUCGCGUCGGUGA